Molecule: messenger RNA, 768 nt
Organism: Drechmeria coniospora
Lineage: Eukaryota; Fungi; Ascomycota; Sordariomycetes; Hypocreales; Ophiocordycipitaceae
Product: putative 60S large subunit ribosomal protein
Exons: 5
Coding region: 1-768 (255 amino acids)
Biological process (GO): translation
Cellular component (GO): cytosolic large ribosomal subunit; ribosome
Molecular function (GO): structural constituent of ribosome
Source: RefSeq, a predicted model, not a curated record
AUGGACACUUACUUAAUUAAGAAGAUGGUUAAGUGUAUUAGCAGGAUGCACGUGAUUGUGCACGUGAAUGCUAUGUGGACUGGGUGGGGGCACGAUGCGAAAUUCGACCAAUCGCUGCAGGGUCCAAAGCCCUGUAGCUUGUCUCUCAUCAGCCCUCCGCACCUUACGCACAGAAAAUUUAUCGUCUCCUCCAACUCUGACAAUCCUCAAAUCACGCCAAUUGUCGAGGACAUUGACCGCCGUCGCCGUCGUCUUCAGGAAUUCGAGGUCAUUGGGCGCCAUCUGCCCACCGAGGCGAACCCUACUCCGGACAUGUACCGGAUGACGAUCUUUGCUCCUAAUGAAACUGUCGCCAAGUCCCGCUUCUGGUACUUUCUUCGCGGUCUACGAAAGGUCAAGAAGGCCACCGGCGAAAUCGUCAGCGUCAAGACUCUACACGAGAAGCACCCCCAAAAGGUCAAGAACUUCGGCGUUUGGCUCCGUUAUGACUCGCGCUCCGGCACUCAUAACAUGUACAAGGAGUAUCGUGAAAUGUCACGUGUUGAAGCCGUCGAGGCCUUGUACGCCGAUAUGGCCGCCCGUCAUCGUGCCCGCUUUAGGUCGAUCCACAUCCUCCGCGUUAUUGAGCUUGAGAAGACAGACGAUAUCAAGCGCCCAUACAUCAAGCAGCUUGUUACGAAGAACCUGACAUUUCCCCUACCCCACCGUGUCACCAAAACGGCUACCACAAAGCUGUUCAGCGCGCAGCGACCAUCCACUUUCGCUUAG